AUGGAUACAGAAAAUAUAAAUACUGCAAAUCCCCCUCAAGGAAGUACAGUAGUUCAGAAUAUCACGAACUACCCUACUAAGAUCAUUAGAGAAAAUAAAAUUAAACUUCUUAAAGGAUUAGCCCAUACUGGAAAACUUGGAGAAAAGAUUUCUCAAACAUUCAUUCCUACUGAACCAAAGUGGGGACAGUCGGUAUCUGAAAGAGGAGUAUAUAUUGAUCUAGACCAGGUUGGAAACAAAAGAAAGGUCAUAGACAAUUGGGUGGCUAGCUUGAGAUUAAAACAAGUCUUGGUGAUAUAUGCACAAUUUUGCGGAGAUAUAACGGGAUAUAGUGAGCAGCCAAAGGAAAGGGCUAAGGCAAACAUUCAAAAAUUAAGUAUCUGCAACAUGAGAUACUUUGAGGAGUACACCAAUGAGUUCCAGAAUUACUAUUGCACCAUCAGAGACAUAGAUAAUGAAGAUCUGGUAAGAACCUAUUACGAGAAACUACAAGAACCCUGGAACGAUGUAGUAGCACAGUCUAUAGAAGAAAAUCCCUUAUCAUUUUUUACAGUCGGAGGGAUUGCAGAGAAAGUUAGGGAUCUCCUGAGAAGGCAAUGCGUAGAGAACAGAAAAUCCAAAACUGUGAAGAAACAUGUGUCCCAAGAUAUUAGAGACUCCUACGUAGUAGGGAUGUCACACGGAAAGAAAAUACAAAACAAAAGUUCUCUAACAACAAAGAUGGAAAGAAAAAAAAAAUUCCUCAAAAAAGAAGUAGAAUUUCUGAAAAAGCUUCAAAAGAAGAUCUGA
This is a messenger RNA of Argentina anserina (silverweed cinquefoil), 789 nucleotides long. RefSeq lists its product as uncharacterized. The transcript has a single exon. NCBI's taxonomy places the organism in Eukaryota, Viridiplantae, Streptophyta, Magnoliopsida, Rosales, Rosaceae. The coding region runs from base 1 to 789 and encodes 262 amino acids. The record is from RefSeq and is a predicted model, not a curated record.